This is a messenger RNA of Quercus lobata, 5386 nucleotides long. RefSeq names its product TMV resistance protein N-like. Gene Ontology annotation, biological process: signal transduction; defense response. Gene Ontology annotation, molecular function: ADP binding. The record is from RefSeq and is a predicted model, not a curated record. Bases 666 to 4538 code for a protein of 1290 amino acids. Lineage: Eukaryota; Viridiplantae; Streptophyta; Magnoliopsida; Fagales; Fagaceae. The transcript has 8 exons.
UGGAAACAGCAUAACUAUUGACGAAAACAAUUUGGUUCUUCUGUAAAUAAAUAUAGAUGUUAGGGGCAUUUGAAAAAGACGAAAGCUUCCAAGAAUUUUCCUAUUCCACGUAAAUGGCUAGCUUUUCAAAGUCUUUUCUUGAAGACUUUACAUUCUACUACUUUUAUUACAUCCUUUCAUCUUGUUUCUUGGAAUGGUGUGGUAAACAAACUGGAAGCAGAUAUAAUAGUCUGAUUUAAACAAAGAAAAAGCCGAAAAAUUUUACUGAAGGCCAUCUCCACAGAUCUUCUAAAAGAACAAGACUGCAAAAGCAAUUCUCUCAAGGUGAACUAGAGACCAGCAAACGUCAGUAUCUUCUUCACUCAUCCCUACCAUUGCAAUUCUCUCAAGUAAAAGGACGGAAGCUCCCAAAAAGACAUUUUUGGUAGGAAAUUCACAUCAGACUACACGUCUUGGUGGGUUUGUACAAGUCAUUUACAUGUAUUUGUAGGCCCAACUUUGGUUCGAAAAUCAAAUAGAAAAGACAUUGGAUUCGAACAUUGUGUGUUUCAGAAAAGCAAGAAAAUUAUAGUACGUGGUUGUGGCAUUCGUCCCCUGUGAUAUUGAAGCUACCACACAACCACCACCUUCAACCUCCAGGCUCCAGUCAUCAAAAAAAGACUUCAAUGACUUCCACUCACCGGUGGGAGUAUGAUGUCUUCUUAAGCUUCAGAGGUGAAGAUACUCGCUAUGGUUUUACACGCCAUUUAUAUAAAGCUUUGUGUGACAAAGACAUUUACACCUUCAUGGACAAUAAACUUCGGAGGGGAGAAAAAAUUUCUGAGGAACUUCUCAAAACCAUCAAAAGGUCAAUGAUAUCGGUUAUUGUGUUCUCUGAAAAUUAUGCAUCUUCCAAAUGGUGUUUGGACGAACUAGUUUGGAUUCUUGAGUGUAGAAAAAAUUUUGGUCAAUUGGUUUUACCAGUUUUUUAUGGAAUAGAUCCAUCAGAAGUACGUAAACAAGAAGGAAAGUUUGGGGUAGCAUUGGCUAAACAUGAAAAAAAUUUCACGGAUAACAUUGGCAAAGUGCACAUUUGGAGGGCAGCUCUAAAAGAAGUUGGCAGUUUUUCUGGAUUCCAUUACAAUAAUGAUUGUCUUGAAUCUAAAUUUAUCCAAGGACUUAUCGAACGGAUAUCAAAUACAACAUUAAACCGCACACGAUUAUUCGUUGCUAAAUACCCAAUUGGAGUAGAUUCUCAUGCAACAAAAAUUGAAAAGCUUUUAAAUAUUGAGUUGAAUGAUAUUCGAGUGGUGGCGAUCCAUGGCCUUGGCGGAAUAGGUAAGACUACAAUCGUAAAAGCUGUAUAUAACAAAAUUGUUGAUGGCUUUGAAGGAAGCUCGUUUCUAGAGAAUGUUAAAGAAAGGUUUAGGACAAAUGAUGGCAUAAAACAACUACAGGAGAUACUUCUUUCUAAGCUCUUAGGGGAUGGAAAUUUAAAGGUGGACAACAUAUCUAGAGGAAUCACUUUGAUAAUGGAAAGACUUCGCCAUAAAAGAGUUCUUUUAGUUCUUGAUGAUGUGGAUGAACAGAAGCAAAUAGAAAAUUUGCUUGGAAAAUGUGAUUGGUUAGCUCCGGGAAGUAGAAUCCUUAUAACCACAAGAGAUAAGCAUGUGUUAACCACUCUUGAACAAGAUACUCUAACCUAUAAGGUUGAUGAAAUGGACCAACAUGAAGCUUGUGAACUUUUUAGUUUGUAUGCCUUCCAAACAAAUGAACCUGAGGAAGCUUACUUGCAACUUUCAAACCAGUUUAUCAAUUAUGCCAAUGGCCUUCCACUAGCUUUAGAAAUAAUAGGUUCUGAUUUGCGUAGAAGACGUUUAUGUGAAUGGGAAAGUGCAUUAAAGAAGUAUAAAAAGAUACCCAACAAGAAAAUUAUAGAAAUACUCAAAAUUAGUUAUGAAGGAUUGGACCAAAGUGAAAAGGAUAUUUUCCUCGAUAUUGCAUUUUUCUUCAACAGGAAACAGAAAGAUUAUGUUGUAAAUAUAUUAGAGGCAUGUGAUUUAUUUCCAAAUUCUGGUAUUCCAAAACUUAUUGACAAGUGUUUGAUAACAAUUGAUUGGUAUGGCAUUUUAUCAAUGCAUAACUUGCUACAACAGAUGGGAGAGGAAAUUGUUCAACAAGAAUCACCACAAGCGCCUGGAAAACGAACUAGGCUACAGGAUUAUGCGGAUGCUUUUACUGUACUGACAGCAAAUACGGGAACGAAUAAAAUUCGAGGCAUAAUACUGUGGCCACCUAGACCUGUAACAUUGGAAGUUCAUGCUCAAGCUUUCAGAAGGAUGAAAAAUAUCAAGUUUCUUAUAGUUAAUAAUGUAUAUAUUGAUGGAUUUUUGGAAUAUCUCCCCAACAGUUUAGUAUUACUGGAUUGGCCUAAUUGGUCCUUGUCCUUGCCAUCCAAUUUUUGUCCUCAACAACUUGUCUACUUGAACAUGCCCCAUAGUAACAUUAGAAUACAUAAGUUAUUCAAGCAGGUUUUGCCUUUUGAAAAUUUGAAAGGAAUCAAUCUCAGAGGUUGUGAAUCCAUCCAGAAAUUACCUGACUUGUGGGCUCCAAAUUUAGAGAUAUUAGACCUUUCUUAUUGUACAAAUUUAGUUAAGAUUCAUAAGCCUGCUGGAUUUCUUGAUAAGCUUAAAAGUUGGAAACUUUCUAAUUGCAAAAAUCUUCGAGCUCUUCCUAGAAGACUUAAGUUCAAAUCUCUUGAAGAUUUUAGUCUUGGUUCUUGUGAGUCCAUUGAAGAAUUACCUGAGUUGUGUGCCCCAAAUUUAAAGAUAUUAAAUCUUCGUUCUUGUAAAAAUUUAGUUAAAGUUCAUGAGUCUAUUGGAUAUCUUGAUAAACUUAAAGAUUGGUAUCUCAGUGAUUGUGGAAAACUUCAAAUUCUUCCAAGAAGACUUCCGUGGAAAUCUCUUAAAAAUUUUCUCCUUAAUGGCUGCACAAGCCUUGAGAACUUCAUUGAUAUUGAUUCAGAAAUGAAAUGCUUAUCGGUUCUAUAUAUAGAAGGGAGUGGUACUAGAGAAUCACUUUCCUCAAGAUGCACAAGCCUUGAGAGGAACUUUCUAGAUAGCAUCUAUAAAUUCCAAAAUAUCAUAGUUUUACGUAUUUCUACUAACCUACCAAGACCAAGCUGCAAUUCUUUUCAUGGCUGUGUCGGAUAUUCAUUUCCACAGUUAAAAACGCUUUAUCUCUUUGGUGAAAAUGUAACUGAAUUAGAUUUUCUGGAGUUCGAUUACUUUCCCGCAUUGACACGGCUAGAUCUACGAAACACCAGUACCAUUACCAUCCCCGAAAGCUUUAUCAAAUUUACUACAUUAAGACAUCUUAUUAUAUUAGAUUGCAAGCACUUUGAGGAAAUUCAAGGAUUCCCACAAUCUUUAGAGCAUUUGGUGGCUAGAAAUUGCCCAUCAUGGAAUCGAAAAUCAUCAAACAAAAUAUCGAGUCAGGUUAUUGCUAAAAAAAUUGCUAAAUGGAAGCAAGAGGGAGAAAGUCAAGGCGUUUUAGCAGAUAGAGUACAUGAAGGAGAGAGAAAUCAACUGCACUCUAACGAAUCUUCGCAUUCGCUUUACCGCUCGAUUGGUGACUUUGAAGCACCAGGGUUUGAGAUUCCAGAUGAGUUCAACGACCGAAAUGAUGGAAAUUCCAUUUCAUUCUUGGUUGGUCGUAAUUCCAGAUGCAUUCCUAUUGCUGUUUGUGUUACCUUUGUACCGACAAAUGAAUCUUUUAGUUAUGUGGUUGAAUUUGUCGUCAAUGGUUGUUCAAAAUUUCAGUGGACUGGGGCUUCCGAUGAAGGAAGUGAAUCUUGUCGUAUAUGGUUUAUUUCUGAAUCUAUGUACGAAUGGGAGAAGAAGUCGAGGGACUCAAAUCUAUCUAAACAGAGUCAUUUUGAGGUUAUCUGUAGAAUCAGUAGGUACAGAGGUUUAGGUUACAGAAAGCCAAUGAAUCCUGCGGCUAUCCCAAAAAAGUUGGGGAUCCAUGUAGAAUGCAUCUGUUGUCCUCAUAAAUCUUCCAUCCCUGAUUCCCUGCCUUUACUACCUCUGUUCCCCACGUCUUACAGUGAAGGAGAUUCAGUGCAUGCAAUUGCAAUGGAAACAACAAAUACUAAUGUGUUUGAAUAUGAUUUGAAGAGACUUCAUGGUUAUUUGAAUGUGUCAUUUUCGUUCCCUAUUGACCCCGAGGUCCACCCUUUAAUACCACUUCCUUAUUCCUCAAAUAUGGAUCAUGAGGCUUUCAAAACUGUAAGUGAUUUGGGGCAUUUGAAGGACUUUCGCAAUGAUGGGUAUGAUCUGAGCUUAUCACUAAAUGACUCAGAUGCAAGUGAACGAGAGCCUCCUCAGGUACCUGAUACAUCUAAUGGGUCUAAUUUUGGAUUGGGCCAGAUAGAUUUGGCUGGCUUGACUGUUAGUGGUGGGUUUGAUUUGGGUUCGUCUUCAGUGACCCAUGAAUUUAUGAAUGAUGACUUUGAUUUGUAUCUGUCUCCACCCUCGAAGAAAAAGAGGACAUCUUGAUCAAGCUUUGAAGAAUUAUGCCUCUCUUCCUUCCCCCUGAUUCCCAUCUCCUCCAACUCCAAGUUAGUUCCCUUCACUUAAUUCCUAAUGCAUGUAGAAUGGUCAGGAGGAAGAGAAAUAAGAAGAAUGGUGCGGGUGGUGGUACAAUCAUGGUCCCCUAAUCCUACGCUGAUGGAGGUUAAGAACGUUCUUCAAACUUAGUUACUGCCUUUAUUUUUCUCUUUUAGAGGGUUUUGUAUGAUUGUUGAAGUUGGAAAAGUGAGAUAAAUGGGUUUAUUGAGAUUUGAGGAUCAGUUAAAUGAUGGAGCUUGCAUAUGUUCUUUUCAAGAGAGAAUGUGCUAUCAAUUUUUUGUUAUUUUGAUGUGCAGGUUAUUUUAUUUUCUUGAAUAUAAUUCUUUUGAAGUUCCUCACCUUUGAUGACCAAUUCAUGGACAUAUUUGGGCAUAAGGCUCUUAUUAGUAGUUGGAACUAAGUUUUGGAAUUUGAAAAUUUCCUCUUUAUUUUUAAGUGAAUAUUCCCCAUUGUGUUUUAAGCAUUUGUAGAAUGUAGAAUAAAAAUCAGUUAACGUGACUUCUCACUAAAUAACUAAUUCACCUACAGACCUACUAACUUGGCUCCCCAUACUUUUUAUUUUCCAUGAGUGAUUAGUAAUUUUUUUAUUUUUAGGAAAGCCAUCAUGUUAUGUAAACCAUCAUGUUAUGUAUGUAUUUGUCUUCUUUAUUUGGUUAUUAGAAAGGAUUAAAACAAUGUCAAAGACAUUUUUGUAAGGUGGUUCAUGACUUCAUUCUCAACCAUUUAAGUAACUAAAAUACUAUUACUUUAUUCUGCCGUUUAUCCUAAAAAAAAAA